Messenger RNA from Procambarus clarkii (red swamp crayfish), 1568 nucleotides. Its product is annotated as lysosomal aspartic protease. Gene Ontology annotation, biological process: proteolysis. NCBI's taxonomy places the organism in Eukaryota, Metazoa, Arthropoda, Malacostraca, Decapoda, Cambaridae. Gene Ontology annotation, molecular function: aspartic-type endopeptidase activity. The record is from RefSeq and is a predicted model, not a curated record.
CUCCCGACGAGUGAGAGUAUAAGAGACUGAGAGGUGAGGUGACGGUCAGUGUCACACGGGGGAUCAACCCGUCAACAUCACCCGCCACUCUCACACCAACAUGAAGUCCUUCGCCUGCCUCCUGCUCCUGGUGGCCCUGGUCGCUGCCGAAAUCCACAGAGUGCCGCUGAAGAAGGUGGAGCGGAAGAGGACCCUGCAGGACCUCCGUCGCUCCCACGCCUUCCUGGCUCACCGUUACGGCGCCAAGGACGACAUCAUCGUCAUCGACGACUACCAAGACGCUCAGUACUAUGGACCCAUUAGCAUCGGGACGCCCGGGCAAGGGUUUGAUAUCAUCUUCGACACUGGAUCGUCCAACCUUUGGGUGCCGUCUGAACAGUGCAGCAUCAUCAACCUGGCCUGUCAGACGCACAACCGCUACGACUCCACGCUCUCCUCCUCCUACAAAGCCAACGGCACCGACUUCGCCAUAGAGUACGGCUCUGGCUCCCUCACCGGCUUCCUUUCCAGCGACACGGUGGCAGUCGGGGACUUGGCUGUCGUUGACCAGACCUUCGCUGAGGCCACCCACGAGCCUGGCAUAGCCUUCCUGGCGGGCGUGUUCGACGGCAUCUUGGGCAUGGGCUUCGUCGAGAUCUCCGUCAUGGGAAUCCCCACAGUGUUCGACAAUAUGGUGGCUCAGGGCGUCGUCGAUGAACCCAUUUUCUCCUUCUUCCUUAACCAUGACAUGACCGAGACGCUCGGAGGGGAACUGGUGCUGGGCGGGUCAGACCCCAACCACUACGAGGGAGAGUUCCACUACGUCCCAGUCUCCAGGGUGGGCUACUGGCAAAUCACAGCCGAGGCGAUUAAGGUCGGAGGCGUAGACACGACCUUCUGCAGCCCGUGUGAGGCCAUCGUCGACACCGGCACCUCCCUCAUCGCUGGACCCAAAGAUGAGGUCAAGGAGAUCGUAACCCAGUUAGGAGGGUUCGCCUUCCUUGCUGGAGAGUACCUCAUCAACUGCGACAAGGUGGAGGAGAUGCCGCUCUUCACCUUCACCCUCAACGGCCAGGACUUCGACCUGACAGGACCCGAGCUGGUCAUCGAGAACGUGGACGAGGCCACCGGAGCCAAGACCUGCAUUGUGGGCAUCCUGGGGCUCGACCUGGGCACCAUCGAAGCCUGGAUCCUUGGAGACCCAUUCAUCGCCGACUACUACACAGAGUUCGACGUUGGCCAGAAGCGCAUUGGUUUUGCCAAAUCGAUUUAGACGAUAUUGUCUUCCAAGUUGCCACAACUCUCCUCCCCAACCCCGACCUCCCUUAUCUGCCCCCUACGUCCAAGUGGUUGAGCACCAUUCCUUUCCCCCGUCAAAUCCCAAAUCCUUAUCCUGACCCCUUCCCAGUGCUUAAUGGUCAUAAUGGCUAAGUGCUGUCUCCUCAUAGUUCUCUCUCUCUCUCUCUUCUCUCUCCCCCACAGCCCUCUAUAGCACCCAUCCAGCCCCCUCCACUUUCAAAGGGUGAGGCCGGGAUAGGUGGAAUAAAAAAAAUUGGACUCUGUCGUGAUUAGAUUUUCUUUAUAGCGAA